AUGUUUCAUCUGGUUAAGGGACUAUACGCUAAUUGGAAUCGAAAAGAACAAUAUUCGGUCCUUAUACUUGGUCUAGAUAAUGCUGGGAAGACUACUUUCUUGGAAACCUUAAAGAAUCAAUCCUCAUUAAAGUCUAAACCAUUAGACAAGAUCACCCCUACUGUCGGACAGAAUAUUGCAUUGAUCCCUGUGCCGAAUAAGCCUAAUAUAUUAUUGAAGUUGUGGGAUGUAGGUGGACAAGAAUCGUUAAGAGCCAUGUGGCCCGAAUAUUAUUCCCAAUGUCAUGGUAUAAUCUUUGUUGUAGAUAGUUCAGAUAGUGAACGUAUGGAUGAAUGUAAGAGAACAUUGACUUCGAUAGUGAUGGAUGAUGAAGCAGAAGGUGUACCCAUUUUGAUGUUGGCUAAUAAACAAGAUAGACCGGAUAGAUUAGAGAUACAAGAUAUUAAAGAAAUUUUUAAUCAAAUCGCUGAACAUUUAAGUGCAAGAGAUAGUCGGGUUUUACCUGUUAGUUCCUUGACAGGGGAAGGUAUUAUGGAUGCUCUGGAUUGGAUGGUGUUAAGAUUGGAGAGGAAUAAGAAGAAUAGACCUCCUCAAUACAAAUAG
Maudiozyma barnettii is the source of this 603-nucleotide messenger RNA. It is a transcript of the gene ARL3, whose product is annotated as Arf family GTPase ARL3. The coding region runs from base 1 to 603 and encodes 200 amino acids. Gene Ontology annotation, molecular function: GTPase activity; GTP binding. Gene Ontology annotation, biological process: Golgi to plasma membrane protein transport; protein localization to organelle; intracellular protein transport. The transcript has a single exon. Gene Ontology annotation, cellular component: Golgi apparatus. Lineage: Eukaryota; Fungi; Ascomycota; Saccharomycetes; Saccharomycetales; Saccharomycetaceae. The record is from RefSeq and is a predicted model, not a curated record.